This is a messenger RNA of Lates calcarifer (barramundi perch), 4264 nucleotides long. RefSeq names its product transmembrane protein 135 (gene tmem135). The coding region runs from base 51 to 1457 and encodes 468 amino acids. The record is from RefSeq and is a predicted model, not a curated record. Lineage: Eukaryota; Metazoa; Chordata; Actinopteri; Centropomidae. The transcript is spliced from 15 exons.
GUGAACGCGCACGACAGCGCGUUGCUGCUGUAGGUUCACAGUGUACAGACAUGGCUGUCCUGAGUAAAAUACCACACAACUGCUACGAGAUCGGUCAUACCUGGAACCCGUCGUGUGCUCAGGCUGCUGUGGAUGUAACCAAGGGUGCUCUGGAGGUCUCUUUCAAAAUAUACGCCCCUCUUUACCUGAUAGCAGCUGUUCUAAGGAGAAGGAAGAAAGACUACUAUUUAAAAAGACUUCUCCCUGAGAUCCUAUGGUCUACCUCUUUCCUCACUGCCAAUGGAGGUCUCUACAUUGUUUUCUUCUGCAUCCUCAGGAAACUUCUCGGUGGAUUCUACUCCUGGUCUGCUGGGUUUGGCUCAGCACUGCCUGCCUCCUAUAUUGCCAUCCUCUUGGAACGCAAGAGCCGGAGAGGACUGCUGACAAUAUACAUGACAAAUCUUGCCACUGAAACUUUGUUCCGCAUGGCUGUGACUCGAGGCAUCGUGAAACCCAUCAGACAUGGCGAGGUGCUCCUGUUCUGCCUAACUGCAUCGCUCUACAUGUUCUUCUUCAGGAGUAAAGAUGGUCUCAAAGGCUUUGCAUUCUCUGCAUUAAAGUUCAUCAUUGGGAAGGAAGAGAUUCCAACUCACUCUGGCAUGGUGGAACAUAUCUGCACAAGGCCUCUUGAGAGGACAGCUGCUAUAGAGUCUGAGGAUUCACAGCUGUCAGCUAGAAGGCCCAGCUCCAGGAGGAAAACUCUGAUAGCCUGCACCAAGGAGCUGCUAGAAUCAAUAUGCAAACAGGGUCCAAGACACAGAUGUUGUAAACAUUACCAAGACAACUGCAUUUCAUACUGUGUUAAGGGUUUUGUCAGGAUGUUCAGCAUUGGCUACCUGAUUCAGUGUUGUCUUAAAGUCCCCUCAGCGUUCAGACAGAUGUUCUCCAGACCUUCGCGACUCCCCUCCCUCUUCUACAACAAAGAGAACUUCCAGCUAGGGGCAUUUCUAGGAUCUUUCGUCAGUAUCUACAAGGGAACAAGCUGUUUGCUGCGCUGGGUGCGUAACAUUGAUGAUGAGCUUCAUGCACUGAUAGCUGGCUUCCUGGCCGGCAUCUCAAUGUUCUUCUACAAAAGCACAACAAUAUCCAUGUACCUAUUCUCUAAGCUGGUGGAGACCAUGUACUUCAAGGGCAUUGAGGCUGGCCGGUUCCCAUACUUUCCGCAUGCAGACACUGUUCUGUAUGCCAUCUCCACUGCUAUCUGUUUCCAAGCAGCUGUGAUGGAAGUGCAGAACCUCAGGCCGACAUAUUGGAAGUUCCUGCUGCGUUUAACUAAGGGCAGGUUUGCUCUGAUGAACCGACAGUUGCUAGAUGUGUUUGGGACUCAGGCCUCCAGGGACUUUAAGGGCUUUGUGCCCAAACUAGACCCUCGGUUCACCACAGUGCUUCCACCAGGAGCCGACAUCCAACUGGGAUGACUUGGGACCAGGCUCUGUGGAGAGGGGCUUUAGGGUUACCUCAACAGGAAAGGAACAGUUGGCCUGUUCUUUCUUUUUUUUUUUUUUUAAAGGUGUUACAACAGCUCAGAAGUGGUGAUGUUGUUUUAGGAGAUGGAAUAUGCUUUGAAGGAUGUACAAGCCCAAGAUCUGUCCAAAGCAGGGUGUCAUGAGUAUCAAGUGUGUUGUUUCAUGAGUACAUUUACUGAUUGCGAUUGUAUGAAUACAGGUAACUGGUGAAAUAAAUUAAACAUAUAAUUUUGUUCAAUUGGCACUAAAAUUAAAAUUGACAAUUGAUAAAAGUAUUUUAAGACCUAAUGAAACCCAUAACCAUAUAAGACAAAUGAUUGGUGAUAAAUGAUUCAUUUAUGUUUUGUCAAGUUGUAAAUUUGCAUUUGGCAGGAUCAUAUUAACCUGUUCUACAAGGUAUGGAUAGUAUUAGUGAAGAAGUUCAUCCAAAUAACAAACAAAAAACAAAAUUGGUUUACAGGAAAAUUAAAAAAAAAAAAGACUCCUCAGGAUGCAACAACAUUCCUUUUAUCCUUUAAUCAGAAAGUUUCUUCUUUUUGCAGGUUACCUGUAAGUUGGUACUGACUGAACUCACUUUGGUUACUUUCAUGUCAGGGUGAAACUCACUAAUCUUUCUAGAGCAGGCACAGUGAUACCAGAUUUUGACUCUGGUUUAAGAGGAGAGAGAAUGAAUGUGUGCUUUUACAAGACAAUGGGUACAACUGAUGAGAUAUAUAAUUAUGUAGCCUUAUCAAAUAUUUUAUUGUAUAGUAGACAAUGGGAGAUGUAUUUAGUUCCAUGAUGUGAAACACACAGGUGGAAAGUCACCAUGUUUUAUGUAUCUUAAUUGUUUUUUUUUAAAUGGAGUUGAGCAUUUUUUUUUUUUCCAAAUCUCUACCUUUACUCACAUUAGAGUUUUUUUGAAACUGCACUUGACGGUAGUGAUUUGAACUGAGUCACCUUUAAAGAUGCUUAAUGGGGUAAAAGAAAGCACCAAGGACUGUGCCAAAUUUGGAGGCCAAUUUUGUGAACAAAAUUGUUUGGUGACGUAUCUGUUAUACAAGACUUGUAUCCACUGUAUUACACUUAAUUAACAGAAAAGAGUCCCAUAAUUUCACAUUGAAGAUAUUUAAAUUUACAGAAAAUAUAGUUAAGGAAACACAGUCAGAUUUUUUAUUUUUUUUUAUUUUAUUUUUUUUUACAAGAAACCAGAUUAUUGGGUGAAGUCAUGUUUUGGCAGGAAAUCAGAGGAUGCACUUGCAGUACAUACAGAGCAUUGACCUGAUUACUUUAAACCUUCAUUUACAGUUUGCGGGUUGUCAGUAAUCACAUUUCUCCUCCACCAUAUUUUUGCAAAGAGAUGGGUUUAUUAUAAAUAUAUUAAAGGUUUAUGGUAUUUUAGAAAAAUGUAGUCAUAUAUCAGGCUACAGCCUGAAGAGAUUAUUUGGUCCCAGGACUUGGAGCUGUGCAAACCAAUUUAUUUAGACUCAUUUACUUUAACUUCAGUUUUAGUCUGACUUUGGAUUGAAAUAUUUUGGUCACAAGUAUUUUUUUUUUUUCAUUACUCCCUCCACCCUGCCAUUACAAUGACACUUUCCUUAUUGUCAAAGUUUGUGACAUGUUUGAAAUCAGAUACUUGGUACUCCUUCAGCUCUUCUCUUUACAGUGAAAUGCAUAUGUUCUCUAUAUUUCAUGCAAAAACUCUUUAAUUAAUGUAAGAAAAGACUUGAUGAGAGAAUCAGCCCCUAAGUUUAGAAACAACCUUUUGAUUUUCAAAUGUAUCACGUGACCUAUAUCAUUGUAAAACACUUUGAAAUAUGAUGCAUAGUGAGAUAUGCAAUGGAGAAAAAAAAUUAAAAUUCACUUGAGUCAGCCUAAGCCAUCAUUUUCAUUUUACUCCCUGCGGGUGUUUGGGUUAGAUGUAACUGCAAUAUUUAAUAUUCACUAACACAGGCCAAACCCAAACACAGUUUGAAUUAACGAUUGAUGUUGUCUCAGCUUAUAAAAUAUAAAGAAAAUAGUGUUGGCUAUUUGCAUCUUAAUUAAUGCUUACUGGCAGUUCCAAGGUGAACCCUACUGCUUAAAAUCCACAUUGAUUGAAACAUUGUUUACUGAGGAAUUUGGUGCGAAGCAUUUGCCUGAAGGUUACAAGGAAUCUGUUUCUGUGAAUAAAAGGGGGCACAGCUCAAUCUGCUUUUGUUUUUGAUUUUUGUUGUUGAGAGAUAAGGAGGUUUGCCAAAAAGAUGAUUUGAAUUUUAAACCUUUCAUGUUCUCUGAAAAGUGUGAAUUACAACUCUUACUAAGUCAUAGGUGGUCACAGUUUCUGAAAUAAUUAGGAACGCUCAUGUAAUAUUUCAGCCUUCAACUCAAGUUACACUAUUACACCUUUAUUUUUUCAAGUGGACCAUUCAUAAUAACUUCAUUCCAGAUGUGAAAUUGUUACAUAUAAUAAGAGUGUAAAAUUCUUACAUUGUCUUGUAGAAGUCUCACUUUUCUGGCAGUUAUUUGAACUGCCAGUUUGUUUACUUUAUAUUUUGAAUUCAGUUGUUCAACCCAGCUUUAGACACAUCUGACCUCCAUACCAGAAGCCAUGAUUGUAAAAAAAAAAAACAUAAAGAAAAAUAAAAAUAAGUGCAAAAUUCAUGUGUAGACUAAAGUAGAAGUGUCUUAAAAAAUAUAUAUUAACUAAAUCUAUGGUAUAGAAUUAUAAUACAACUCCCUGGAAAUGUAUUUGAUUUGUGUAAAAAGGUGUAUAUUAAAAUAUUUUUUGAUUCCAAGUA